Lotus japonicus is the source of this 1940-nucleotide messenger RNA. Its product is annotated as CMP-sialic acid transporter 3-like. The transcript has 15 exons. Lineage: Eukaryota; Viridiplantae; Streptophyta; Magnoliopsida; Fabales; Fabaceae. Gene Ontology annotation, molecular function: pyrimidine nucleotide-sugar transmembrane transporter activity. Gene Ontology annotation, biological process: pyrimidine nucleotide-sugar transmembrane transport. The record is from RefSeq and is a predicted model, not a curated record. Gene Ontology annotation, cellular component: Golgi membrane. The coding region runs from base 292 to 1506 and encodes 404 amino acids.
CGCACUUUGUUUCUUUCAUAAUUCAUUCGCAAAACAAACAAACGCAGAUCUCUCUCUCUCUCUCUCUCUCUCUCUCUGCAUAUUCCUGGCAUCUCUCUCUUAUUUCCAUUGAUAGAGAGAAAGAAAGGAAGCACAGUGAAUUCCAAUUCCUUGUUUCUCUCUCACAUCUCAAUUGUCUGUCUCACUUCAAAUCCAUUGCCGCCAGCUCCAGAUCAAACUAAUCCUCCUGUUAAUGCUCGAUUUCGACUCGAUUUAGUCAGAUCGAGUUGAUAGGGAGGGUGUGGGUGUGGGAUGAAGAACGGGAUGAUAGAAUGCAGUGUUUGCCAUUCCAAAUUGGUUUCUCCAACCACCAAAUCUAUAUCAAGGGCUUAUGAUCGCCACAAGAGUAGGAUAACAUCCAAGCAACGCGUCCUUAACUUCCUCUUGGUCGGUGGUGACUGUAUAUUAGUUGGCCUUCAGCCCAUUCUAGUUUAUAUGUCCAAGGUCGAUGGCAAAUUCAAUUUUAGCCCAAUUAGUGUUAAUUUUUUGACAGAGAUCACCAAGGUUUUCUUUGCUAUUGUUAUGCUUUUUCUCCAGGCUAGGAAUCAAAAAGUUGGGGAGAAGCCUCUUCUCUCAAUUUCUAUAUUUAUGCAGGCAGCUCGCAACAAUGUCCUUCUUGCUGUUCCAGCAUUUCUGUAUGCUAUAAACAACUAUCUGAAGUUUACCAUGCAGCUUUAUUUUAGUCCUGCCACUGUGAAGAUGUUAAGUAAUUUGAAGGUCUUAGUAAUAGCACUUUUGUUAAAGUUGAUUAUGAAGCGCCGGUUUUCCAUUAUUCAGUGGGAAGCUCUUGCUCUAUUGCUCAUUGGUAUAAGUGUAAAUCAGCUAAGAUCUUUACCUGAAGGAAGUACAGCUUUGGGUCUUCCUGUCACAAUGGGUGCAUAUCUCUAUACGUUGGUCUUUGUCACUGUUCCUUCGUUGGCCUCUGUUUAUAAUGAGUAUGCUUUGAAGAGUCAAUAUGAUACAAGCAUUUAUCUGCAGAACUUAUUCUUAUAUGGGUACGGAGCUAUAUUCAAUUUUCUUGGAAUACUUGGGACUGUUGUUAUCAAAGGUCCUAGCAGCUUUGAUAUCCUAGAAGGUCAUUCAAGAGCCACUAUGCUAUUGAUUGCUAACAAUGCUGCGCAAGGGAUUCUAUCCUCUUUCUUCUUCAAAUAUGCAGAUACAAUUUUGAAAAAGUACUCUUCAACCGUCGCCACAAUCUUUACGGGCAUAGCAUCCGCUGUACUGUUUGGACAUAAAUUAACAAUGAACUUCUUAAUUGGAAUUUCUAUUGUAUUCAUCUCAAUGCACCAGUUCUUUUCACCGCUGUCAAAAGCCAAAGAAGAAGAACAGAAUGGUGUGGUGGAACUACACGAUGUUCAUGACAAACAAAGGUCAAAGGAAUCCUUUAUAAAUAUGGCAGCUGGAGCAAAUGAGGAGGCCACUCAUCGUACGGGGCAUGUUGAGAGACAUCCACUGCUUCCCACCUAGAUUGACCUACUGAACUUUCAAAGAAUUUAUUUUUGGUGAAAUCGCUAUGUUCCACACAGUUAAAGUCAUAAUAAAGCUAAAAACUUAAUUCUGCUUUCUGGGAUUGCUUUCCUCGACAUGGUUUAGAAAGGCAUGAAUUCUUUUACUUCUUAUGCUGGUGAAGAAGACAGGACAGUCAGUUGCUGAAGAUUUUGAUAGAGCAUAGAAAAUGGCUUCGUAAGAAAGAGCUUUUGGCAUACCAAUAUGGGUUUUGAACUACAUUUAUUCAUUAUCUUGGAAAUUUGGUUUCUCCUUUUUAUUAUUUUUGUUUCCUGGUAUAUUUACUCCAACCCGUUCUAUCUAAUAUAGUGUUUAUUCUUUACAUGUAUUACAUGAUUUUGGUGUUUCAUCUUUUAUCAUAUUAUUAUGGGUCAAUAAAGAAAAUGUUAUUUAAA